AGUGAUUGUUGGCUGUCAGUUGGCGCUCUAGUCACUUCAGCUGCAAGGUGAGGAGAAGAACCAGUGAUGGGUGUCAAGGAUCAGCUGAUUGCAGAGAAUGGAGUGUCAGCUGGCAGACAGGAGGAGAAGAAGAACAUGAAUCCUUCUGUGAGACUAUCAGCUGUUAAGAGAUGGUACAAAGCAGCUACAAGUCAUGUUGGGCUGUUUGUUGCUCUCAUUGUUUACACAGCCCUAGGAGGAUUGAUAUUCCGUCACUUAGAGUACCCGGAUGAGUUGAGCCGACUACGUCAGCUUGAGUCGCAAGUGAGAGAGGAGCGAAGGUGGCUUCUCUGGGACAUGUACAAUGGAUCCCUCUCUUACAUCCAGUAUGAUCAGGCGCUUGCCAGGUAUGAGGUAGUAGUACAAGAGGUAGCCAAGGGAGGUGUUCAGCUACCUCUAUCAGACACAACUCACAUCCAUAGCUUAGCCCGCUGGAGCUAUCUGCAGGCUGUCUUCUUUGCUUCUACUGUCCUUACAACGAUCGGUUACGGGAACAUCACCCCUUCCACCAUGGAGGGCCGUCUGUUCUGUAUGAUGUAUGCUCUUGUGGGUAUCCCCUUGACCUUGAGCGUGCUAGCAGACCUCGGCUCGCUGCUCGCUAGCUCGCUACCCAGCAUGCCCGAGGCCUCUGGACUGAAGAGAUCGCUGGCCUCCGCCGCACUAGCUACCUCCAUACUGCUUGUUUACAUUGCCAUUGGCUCGAUCGUUUUCAUAUCUUGGGAGAAGGAAUGGACGUUCUUCGAUGGAUUUUAUUUCUGCUUUGUCACCAUGACAACUAUCGGAUUUGGAGAUCUUGUUCCAAGUACUCCGCAGUACAUGUUGUUGUGUACACUUUACAUCCUGCUGGGACUGAGUCUAACGUCCACCAUCAUAGAGCUGGUGAGACAGCAGUACUCACAGUCCUGGCGUCAUCUACAAGCCUUGGCAGAGACCCUCGGCCGUAUGGCAGACCAACGAUCUGACGUACAAUCUGACUUGCGCAGGAUCAUUACUGUGGUCAACUUCACACGAGAUAAGAAGCCCAAAGACUGGGAGCAAGCAGUACAGCAGCUAGCAGAGGAGUUGCACAAGCACAGUGUUAAACCACAAGUUGUACAAGUUAUAUUUUACGAGUCGUCAGUUUGAUGAAUACACUUAACGAGGUAAAAAAUAAAUGAUCUUCUUUUCAUUUUCAUACCAUGCAGUGUAAACCAGAGAAAGUUAUUCUGGGAAUUUUAUUCUGAAUGUUAAAAAAAUUUAAACUGAAAAUG
This is a messenger RNA of Macrosteles quadrilineatus (aster leafhopper), 1289 nucleotides long. Its product is annotated as TWiK family of potassium channels protein 7-like. NCBI's taxonomy places the organism in Eukaryota, Metazoa, Arthropoda, Insecta, Hemiptera, Cicadellidae. Gene Ontology annotation, biological process: stabilization of membrane potential; potassium ion transmembrane transport. The transcript has 7 exons. Bases 67 to 1164 code for a protein of 365 amino acids. The record is from RefSeq and is a predicted model, not a curated record. Gene Ontology annotation, cellular component: membrane. Gene Ontology annotation, molecular function: potassium ion leak channel activity.